AUAAGCUUUUUGAGGAUGGCGUUCAUGUUUACAACAACAAUCACUUGUGCUGUCAAGUCAGUUGAAAACUCAAUUCAAGGAACAAAGAGAGCUACUCAGUGUUUUUGCAAAAAGAAGACUCUCCAACAACGUGCUUUGAAACAGUUUUUCACAAAAAAAGAGCGCCAAAGACAACGCAAGUUUCCUACUUGUAUAGAUAGCAGCAUAUCGAGUUUCGAUCCUUCCAUCAAGGAGGCCUUAAACACUUUCAUUUCUCAAAAGAGGAAAGAAGAUGUACCUUCUUCCUAUGCCAGAUUUACAGCGGCAGACUUUGCCGUUGCUUCUGGCAUCUCCGUUGACAACGCAACUAAGCAGUUGUUGCGCAUUGCCAGUGAAGUGGAAGGUGCUUUGGAUGUGUCUGAACAAGGAGAAAUAUUGUAUAGAAUACCAGUCAACUUUGAAGCUAUCUUACAGCGAAAGUCGAUGUUGAAUAGCUUGCAAAAGUUGUGGCAGCCUGUCUGGUCUGCGUUGUUUUAUUUGGUACGCAUAUCGUUUGGAAUAUUCCUACUUGUUUCGUUGUUGAUCGUAUUGGGAGCUAUCAUAUUUGUAAAUAGUUUGAAUUCACGACAAAAUGAAGAUAAUCGUUCUUCUUCAUUUCAUUCUCCUCGCUUCUAUAUUGGACCCAGUAUUUCCGAUCUAUUUUACUUUUUUCGAGGUCCUUCCUACUAUAACUAUCAUUAUUAUCAGUAUGAAACUGAUAAUACUCCAAGUGAAAAUGGAAAGAGAAGAACAAAAGAAAACCAAAGUCAAAAAGAUGGACCUAAAGGUUUUCUUGAAGCGGCAUAUUCCUUCUUAUUUGGAGAUGGAGAUCCCAAUGCUGAUUUUGAAACGAGGAAAUGGAAAGCAGUGGCUUUUGUCAUUCGAGCGAACGACUGCGUAGUAACAGCUGAACAGUUAGCACCCUAUUUGUUGUGUAGUCAUGAUCAGGCUACAUCGGAUGAAAAUUCCAUUCUUGUGAAUGAGUCUUUUAUGAUACCUGCACUUGUUCGUUUUGGUGGUAUUCCUCAAGUAUUAGAAAAUGGUGAAAUAAUAUAUGUAUUUCCUGAACUACGAAAGACAGCCAAAAAUGUACAAAUCAUCUCAAAGUUACCUUCGUUUCCUGUGGAGAAGGAGAUUCCAUUUUCUCGAGCUUCCAGUACAGACUUAUGGAUGGUUGCCUUGAUAGCUUCUCUCAAUCUCGUGGGUUCUUUGACUUUAGGAAAUAUGUUCUCUUCACCACAAGUCGUGUCGUCAGUUUCCAGAGAAUUGGGGUUUUCAGUUGGUUUUCUUACAACAGCAUUCCAAGGCUUACUCUCUUAUGCCAUUGCAUUCUUGCUCGUGCCAUUAGCUCGUUGGUUAUAUAUUCGUCGUAUCAAUCGACAAAGAAGGAAGCGCAAUUCUAUAAGAGAAAAAGCUUUUCGUCUACUUGAAAAUAUGCCCGACUAUCUUCGAACCAAAGUACAAGCAGCCAGAAACAAAGCUUUAGGUUUAGAAUACGUUGGAAAGGAUCCCAUCAUCUAUGCUUCGGAUAAAGACUUGGCGGAACAGAUUCCUCACUUCCCAUCAUUAGAUGACUAAAAGGACGGAAAAUAUGGGAUGGAGCAUUCUUUCAUGUCUUUGGAUGAGUGCGUGCGAUGAGAUCGAUGGUUUCGUUUAUUUCGUGUUGUCUAUUACGACGAGCAACGUGUACUCAACUCUUUGGUAAACAAGCAGUGGGGUUAGUGAAAUGGAAUAAAUCCAUCCCAGUUUGCAGUUGGAAACUUGUCCCUCAUACCCUUUUUGCAA
Messenger RNA from Galdieria sulphuraria, 1803 nucleotides. RefSeq lists its product as uncharacterized. Bases 25 to 1596 code for a protein of 523 amino acids. NCBI's taxonomy places the organism in Eukaryota, Rhodophyta, Bangiophyceae, Galdieriales, Galdieriaceae. The record is from RefSeq and is a predicted model, not a curated record. The transcript has 2 exons.